Molecule: messenger RNA, 2025 nt
Organism: Symbiodinium sp. CCMP2592
Lineage: Eukaryota; Dinophyceae; Suessiales; Symbiodiniaceae
Source: the annotation of a GenBank genome assembly
AUGUCGGAUUGCAGAUCGAAGGGGCUCCACUACACAGUCAAGAACAUUCGAGACAAGCGGACAGCUGGAGUCGAGUGCCUGAUUUGUGGAUUGUGUGGAGACUUGGAUAAACUUAAGAGGUUGCCAUGCUUGGCGGAGCCUGCUGACAAGGAGCCUGAACCUGCAGUGCUCACGUGCGAUGAGAAAGCUGCCCAGGAUGCAGCUGCAGUGGCUAGUGCAGAGUCGGAAUUUCGCAGGUUGCAAGAGACGGAAGACCGAAAGGUCGCUUUGGAGUUGAUGGAGCUUCAAAGGCAGGAAGCUGAACUUGAGCAGAUGGUGCUGCUUCACCAGCUUCAGACAGAGGAGGCUGUUCUACAAGGACUGCUCAAUGAGCAGCGAGCUUUGGCUUUGGCUGAGGCAGCAGUUGCCAAGAAGCUGGAGUUUAGCCAUGAAAGCAGCCCUGAGCAGAAGCCCACCGAGCCCAACCACCCAAGGCGAGCCCAAGCGCACAGCCAGCUCGAACCAGAAACCAUGUGUGUCGGCAAGAUUCCCGAACCUCUGGUCAGCAUAGUGCCCGAGAACCUUCCGUAUGGCACGGAUGAUAUGGACACCUGUCCGACAUGGCUUGGCUAUGGGGAAGACAUGAUCACCGGAGAUGCUUUGCCAGAAGCGGAGGCUGCCAAACUUGUGGAGUCCAGUGAGAACCUUGCAGUGGUUUCCAGCGAGAUCAACAAGGUUGGGGAGUCCAGUGAGAAGCUUGGGGUUUCCAGCAAGAUCAACAAGGUUGGGGAGUUCAGUGCGAAGCUUGUGGUUUCCAGCGAGAUCAACACGGUUGGGGAGUCCAGUGGGAAGUGUGUGGUUUCCAGCGAGAUCAACACGGGGGUUGGGGAGUCCAGUGAGAAGCUUGGGGUUUCCAGCAAGAUCUGCAAGGGUGAGGAGUCCAGUGAGAAGCUUGGGGUUUCCACCGAGAUCAGCAAGGUUGGGGAGUCCGAGUCCAGUGAGAAGCUUGGGGUUUCCAGCGAGAUCAACACCGGGGUUGGGGAGUCCAGUGAGAAGCUUGUUUCCAGCAAGAUCGACGAGGGAGUCGGCAGGGAUUCUCAGAUGUAUGGGGUGACCAUCGACAUCGACAACAAGUCUUCGGCUUCUGGUGAGGGUUGUGGUUCGCAGCCUGCUUCCGAGAACAAGAAGAAGAACAGUGUCUGCAUUGCCAAUGACAAGAAGGCUGCAAAGGCUUCCGAUAAGAAGGUUGUGGUUUCCGACGGCAAGCGUAGGCAUGCUGAUGAGAGCCCCAGCAAGAAGCCUGCUUCGUCCGAGCAGGUGGUGCCUGACUUCCCUGUGGAUGAAGCACCCGCAAUCUCGCCUGCUGAGCAGACGAAAGUGUCAGGUGCUCAGCCGAAUCGGCGGGGCAAGGGAAAAAAGAAAAUCGUCGUGCCUGAUGAAGACGAUGAUGGUGAUGAUCAUCACGAUGACGAGGAUCAUCACGAUGAUGAUGCUGACAGCUCUGGCGGCACGAAGACCAGAGCUGCAAAAGGUCGUGGCCGAGGUCGAGGCCGUGGCUCUCGCGGCGGUCGUGCAUGCAGUGCUGCAGGUGCCCGCGGUCGCGGUCGUGGGCGAGGGCGAGGCAAGAAUAUGGACAAGGAGGUUGUGAGCCCACGUGGGGCAUCGGCCAAGCGCUGCCUGGAGGAUGAUGCCGAGACGCCUGGAAGUACGACCAAGAAGGGGCCAGUCAAGAAAGGCAGCAAAGGUGGGAAGGAUGAGAAGCCCGCUGAAACUGCGAGCACGGAUGUAAAAUCCCGGGCACCCAAGUCAGCCCCCAAGGCUAAGGCAACACCCAAGGCAGCCCCGAAGGCUAAGGCAACACCCAAGGCAGCACCCAAAGCAAAAGGCAAGAGUCAGGCUGAUGCCAGUCAGAGGACACCGGAGGAGCAGGAGCGAAGAGCCCGCUUGAGUCGAAAGAGUGUGGCCUACCACAAGGCCAAGCUCGAGGCAACGAGAGCGGGAAAGUCCAUGGAGGAUGCUGUUGCACUGGCCAAGAAGGUAUCAUGA